AUGCAUAAAUCUAGACGAAAACGUGACUUGGAGCAAGAGAAUCGCCUUCAGAUGAUAAAUUAUAACCAGUUGGAUAAAGACGAGGAUUCGAUUGAGAGUGAUAGUGGCGAUGAAAAUAAAAAUUUAGGAUUCGAAGACGUAUUCAAAGAGAUGUUGAAAGAUCACAGCAUGCUACAAAUAAUUUAUACCUCAAACGGAAAGGACCUAAGAGCACACAACGAUAUCGCUCGUUCUAUGAGAAGACGACGUAAAAGAAAUAUUCCCGUGGACACGCUUUCGCAUGACGUAACAGAGUACAAAACCUUGGAAACUGAGUAUACACGGUGCAAAAAGGAAGAGCUUAAUGUUAAAGAAUGUGAUAAAAUUUUAGAAAAGUUGAAGAGUAUCGCCGAUUUAAUGAGUGAAAAUUUCGUGGAAAUUUCAAAUAUGAUACACGAUUUCAAGCAUAAAAAGUCAGAUUACUCGUUUGCUGAGCUUAUUGACAAUUUAUCGAAAAAGGAGGUAAAAUAUUCAAAUGCUAAAUUGCUCGAUCACAUUGAAAGUAUAGACGCGCAAACCAAGCAAAAAGAUAAUCCAAAUUUACCUAUCUAUAGCACAACCUACAAACCACUAACUAAACCUGGUACGAUCAGUUUACCAACACAGAUGCCUUCGACAGUGUUAUCUCCAACCAUGACAGUCACAGCUGAUCCAUUCGAAGCUUACAAUAGUCAUGAAAACAUAUUAGAUGAUAUUCACGAUCGUAAGGGAAGCCAUAUAUGGUCAUCCGAUCCAAUAGUUCAUUCUACAGCUCAAACGAUAACUGUAACGACAAAAACUACAUCUGCUUUUACAAACAAAAAAUUUGACGUGAGUAAAACUACUCACCACCCGACAAUCAAACCGGUUGUAUACAACCCGGAAAACCAUCGUCCAAUCGUUAAAGACUGUGUCCAUGACCUGGACGAUUUGCUGGCCUCCGUUGAUUUGGGGCCUAACAUUAAAUCCCGAAACUGUACAAAAUCCCACACUACUCCUCAACAACAGCAACAUACUACCAGGGAGUCUGUUCAACAUAGAAAUGUUCCGGAUGAGCCAAUUGACGACUUAUAUACUCAUUUCGGUCAGCCUGCGCAUCCCAUUCAUGAAGAGUUAAGUGACCAUACUAGUGAGCCCAAAGAUAUGCAUGAUUUUAUCAUGAAUCGCUCCAGGAAUCGUCUUCACUAUAGUCACGAUUAUAUGGACCAUCAUUUCCCAACGACUGUUGAAUCAAUGGAUGCACGGUCCACCAAACAGAUGUCCCCGGUGGCAGCUAGUGGACCGUUUCUGAAUCUUUGUCAACAGUUGCGAAAUCAAAAUUCCCAAGGACCCAUUAAAACCACUAUUAGCAAUCACCAUAACUUUCAAGCACAGCAAUUUGGAGGAAUCGGUCAAACUGGAUUUCCUGUGUCCGGAGAGACGUCUCAUGUGAGGUUCACUUCCGCUUAUGGAGGCUAUCCACCAAGUCAUUUCUGCUUUUACCAAGUACCGCAUCCAUCUGGCGUUGUCAACAGACCAGUAUAUGGUCAUCAGGAGGGGCCGCCCGAAUCUAUCCCACUUCACCUGUUGAAUGAUCCAAACAUCACAACCAUCAUUGUACCACGAACUGAUCCGAGAGGAUUUGGUAAUAUACCAGUGAACUAUCAUAAAUUGCCAGGACGACGUGAUGGCGGCGCGACUGAUACUGAAGCAGAGAAUCAAAAAAACAUUCAACUAAUCUGUAGUAUUGUUCAGAAAGGUGCCCUUUCUGAUAGCUAUUCGUGGCCGAUGGGCAGCGUAACUGAGCCGAUCACUACUGGCCAUCAGGCUAAACCCAUAGUAGCGCCUCCCAUUAUAGAAACAUCGUCAAAUGAAACGGAAGAAUUGGACAGAUUCCGAGUACGCACGAAUCGACGUGGACACUGCAACAGGGGAUGGAGUGCAUGUGCUAGUGGUCAUCAAUGUGUUCGAAAUACCCAAUGGUGCAACAGAAAGACUGACUGUCUGGAUGGUAGCGAUGAAAGUCACUGCCCGUGUCCCACACGACUCCAUCCAAAACGAAUUUGUGAUGGUUAUCGAGAUUGUCCGCUAGGUGAAGAUGAAAUGGGCUGUUUCGGGUGCGACAAAUUUUCGUUUUCAUGUUUCAAUAGUGUUUACGAGUUUGAAAGUGCCUCUAAGGCCGGCGCAACAUGCUUUACGACAAUUGAGAAAUGUGAUGGUUUCGAUAAUUGUUUCAAUCAUAAGGAUGAACAAGAUUGUACGAUGUUGGUAAAAGAUUUGGGAAAUGUUAAAGCUUUCUCUGUAGGGCAUUCAUCUGGCGUUUUACAUCGCAACCAUAAAGGCAAGUGGUAUCCUGUUUGCCGUAAUCCUAUAGCCCUGGCACGGCAAGCCUGUGAGGCAGAAAUAGGUCCACUAGAUCACGAACCAUCGAUCGAACGAAUGCAGGGACACCUUCCGGGGCCCUUUAUACAAGGAAAAAGCUCCAGUCAACAUGUGUUCCAGCCACAUUUUACGGACACGUGUAACGGAGAGUUUAACUAUGUAAGGUGUCCUCAGCCAAAGUGCGGUACAACAAAGCUGAAUGAAUUCCCCAGUGCACGGAUAAAAAUCCGAUCGAAGCGAAAUACUACGGAUGAGAUAGUGAAAAGUGUUCGGAUAGUUGGCGGUUCGGAUGCAGAACCGGGUGCUUAUCCGUUCAUUGUGGCUAUCUUCCGUGAUGGAAAGUUCCAUUGUGGCGGAAGCAUCUAUAACGAACAUUGGAUUAUCUCGGCAGCCCACUGUUGUGACAAUUAUCAUAAACAUUAUUUUGAGCUCCGCGCUGGAAUGCUGAGAAAGCGUAGUUUCGCUGCACAAGUACAGAUAGCCAUAAUUACACAAAUUAUUGUCCACCAUGGGUACAGUGCCCAAACGAUGGCCAACGAUAUCAGUUUGAUGCGCACGGAUCGAGUGCUGCACUGGAACCGCUGGGUGCGUCCCAUUUGUCUGCCAGAUCGACACCGUACAACCGGCGAUCGUGACUGGUUAUGGGGACCGAAAGCCGGUUCACUUUGUACGUCAAUUGGAUGGGGUGCUCUUUGGGAGCGUGGAAGAGCACCGGAUCACCUAAAACAUGUGACAGUGCCAAUUUUAGGUUAUUGCAAACACAAAAAUGACCGAGAUGGAAUGUAUAUUUGUGCCAGUGAUCCCGAAGGUGGUCACGAUGCUUGUCAAGGAGAUUCCGGGGGACCCUUUGUCUGUCCAAGCUCUUCUAAUCCAAACGAAUGGUAUCUUGCCGGUGUAGUUAGCCACGGAGAAGGGUGUGCUAGAAGGAACGAACCGGGAGUGUACACCAGAAUAGCUCUUUAUUUAGAAUGGAUAAAAAACAAAGUUGAGGAGUCACCUUCGGAUAUGACUCCUUUGAUGGCUUGUCCCGGUUUUCAGUGUCCAUGGGGAACCACUAUCUGCUUACCAUCGUCAAGACGGUGUAAUGGAGAGGUACACUGUCUUGGUGGUGAGGAUGAAGCAAACUGUCCCUUGGAUAAUCUGCUUGGAAGUGUUAUGAACAGAACUGAAAACACUACUACUUCUAAUUUAGAAACUACAACUAUAGCAGCAAAAGUAAGCUCAGUAUCGGGACAUAUUGACGGUACAUCUACUCCAUUACCACUGAUGACUAAUUUAAACGAUACGAUAUCCGCUGCUUCAAAUAAAACAACUAGAAUUAUUGUAACCACUGCAGAAAGCCCUCCACAUACAUUGACGCUGGGUUUUAGAAAUUAUUCAACAUCUACUAGUAAUCCAACAACCAGUACUGGAAAACCAGUAACCUUUACCGUUAGUACCACGCCUUGUCCUUCAGAGACAACAACCGUUCAGACCACAACAUCUUCUACGACUACCUUGACAUAUUCCUCAAUGCACGCUUCUCAAAUAAAUGUUAUGAAACAGGAGUUGGAAACUACAUCCGAGCUUCCGCGAAUCGAAGAAAUUCUGUCAACCGUUACGAGACAAGAGUUGGAAACUACAUCCGAACUACCGCGAAUCCAAGAAAUCCUGUCAACCGUUACGCAACAGGAUUUGGCAACUACACCCGAGCUUCCACGAAUCCAAGAACACGAGACUCAAACACAGUCUUUCAGAGCGUUAAACGAGACACAGGAUGUUCUUAAAACGUCUACCAUCAUUCCAUUAGAAGAAACAGCUGUCAUAAGCAAUGCUACAGACCAUAAAAACGUAACAGAAAUGCAGCAAGUAGCAUCGGAGAUAACAAGAGCAGUUGCUACGGCUAACGAACAUCCCUUUUUCCGGAAUCUUGUCGAUUUGCACGACGAAAAGUACAAACGACUUAAUAUGUUCCAUCUGUCAGCACACAACUUGCACACUUCGUUGCAGAACAUCUCCGAUAUAGCAAUCAACGAAACUUAUCGGUAUAAGCGUUUUAGCUGUAAUAAAAUCCGUCAAUCUAUCAAUAUUGCUCAUAGAUGCGACCGCAUCAUAGACUGUGAGGACGGGUCAGAUGAAGUUGGCUGCACUUGUCGUGAUUACUUGCAAGAUAAGUACAACUUUUUGAUUUGCGAUGGAAAAACAGAUUGUUGGGAUUUGACUGACGAAAAAGACUGCUUUAAAUGCGAACCGGGAACGCACGCAUGUCGAAUGAGCAAAAAGUGCAUCCACGAGAAUCAAAUUUGCGAUAGUCAUCCGGAUUGUCCUUUGCAUGAGGAUGAAUUGGACUGCGUUGCGUUAACCGAUGGGUAUAAAGUGUACUAUGAUGCCAACAACCUAUCCCUGUUCAGAUACGACGGGUUGGUAACUAAGAAUAAAAACGGUUCCUGGCAUCUUGUUUGUGGAGUGGAGAUAGACAACCAAACGGCUGCAUUUGCUGGAAAGAUAUGUUCCUUUUUAGGAUUUGCCGGCCACAAAAAUUACUCCCAAUACAUUCUUCAGCCGCAUGUUAACAUGUCAUCGGAUCUUUCCGGAGCACUGUUAGAACUAGUUAGAUCUCAUCGCAAUAUAUCUGCGGAAGCCGAUUGUAAGGCUCUUCAUGUAUCUUGUGUUCCAUACAUUAAUGCUACAGAACAUGAAAUUAGCCACUUUGAGAAUCAGCAUAAGGAAAUUCCAGUACAGGUCAAUAUCAAACCAAUCAAUCCAAUCAAAAAACCACAAAAUCAAGACCAUAUUACAUUCCAUGAGAAUGAGCACAUCGAAUUUAUCGAAAACUUUGGUGACGACUAUGAUUGGCCCUGGAAUGUUGACAUCUACCUUGAAGGAGAAUUCUUAUGCAGUGCCAUAAUCGUAGAUGUCAGUUGGGUAAUCGUAGAAAGUUCCAAUAUGCGAUUAAUAGGUUUGAAAAACGACUAUCUUUCCAUUGUGGCCGGAGGUGCUAAAUCUUAUCUGAAAAUUACCGGCCCAUACGAACAAGUAGUCAGAGUGGAUUGUUAUCACUUCAUACCUGAUGCACGGGUUGUUAUGUUGCAUUUGGAAAAGCAGCUGACUUUCACUCGCCAUGUUCUUCCGACAUUCAUUCCGGAAGUAAGAAUAUUUUUAGUUUGUCAAGAUAACGGAUAUUGCAUGAUUAUUUUCGAUUCCAGAGACAGUAAAAUCGAAGACAACCAGUGCCUUGCUGUAGCCCAGGAUAAACUAGGAAGAACACGAACGUUGCGAGUUCAUAUCGAUACGACAAACUGCACGUCAGAUAAAUACAUUUGUUAUCAACGCGAUCGAGAGCAUAAUUAUCACGCUGAGCAUUGCUAUUCGGAAGCUGCAAUUCGAUCCGGGGUUGUGGUUUGUAAAACAACACUCUCCGGUUGGUAUCCAGUAGGAUUCUAUCAACACAAGCGUGGUCUCUGCGGGUUCGAUGAAAUCGUACGAAUGAUCUCGCUGAAGGAAUACUUCCAUGAUAUUCAGCAUGUUCUGGGUCAUCGCAAAUGUGAUUACCAAUUUCCAGCACCACACUGCGAGGGUAAACGCUGCCGUUAUGGAAAGUGCGUUGAUCACUCGUUAGUUUGCGAUCGAAAGUUAGAUUGUAACGAUGGUUCGGAUGAGCGUGAAGAUUGGUGUGCAGAUAAGAACGGGACCACCGCUUGUCUACCAACGCACUUCCGUUGCCAAAACGGGCAUUGCGUUGAGAAGAGUAAGUUCUGUGAUGGACGAAAUGAUUGUGGUGAUCUGUCAGACGAACCACACGAAUGCUCUUGCUACACGUAUAUCAAAGUGACUGAACCAUCGAAAAUAUGCGACGGCAUUCGUAACUGCUGGGAUAAAUCGGAUGAAAAUCCGCGUCUUUGCAAAUGCAGGGAGUCACGAUUCCGCUGCGGUGACACAAAUACCUGCGUUGCGCAGGAUUUUGUUUGUGAUGGCGAGGUUGAUUGUCCCGGCGGAGAAGACGAACGAUACUGCUAUGCUCUGCAGCAGAAUACAGCAGAAACCAACUUUGGAGAGGUAAUGCAACAAACUUUUGGGAUUUGGCACUCGAAGUGCUUUCCCAAAAAUGUCAAGUAUGACGAUCAGCAGAUAAAGCAGAUUUGCGAGAGCGUUGGAUAUCAUCGGGUACCGAAAGUCUACGGUCGUAAAAUGAUUCAAGAAUCCAGGCUGCGGACAGCAAAUAGCACCGACCAUCCUGUGGACCGCUUGAGAAAAACGGCCACCAAAGCUGUUGUUCAGAACAAAUUUUCCAGAGUGAAGAUCAAUGAAAAACAAUCAUUUUUCAUGAAACCUAGUCGACCCAUGUUCCGGUUAGUAAACUGGAAUGAAGAGGAUGAGCGAAACUGCGAUAGAUUAGAAAUAAAUUGUGGCAACUGA
Sabethes cyaneus is the source of this 6774-nucleotide messenger RNA. RefSeq names its product serine protease nudel (gene ndl). Gene Ontology annotation, molecular function: serine-type endopeptidase activity; protein binding. Gene Ontology annotation, biological process: proteolysis. NCBI's taxonomy places the organism in Eukaryota, Metazoa, Arthropoda, Insecta, Diptera, Culicidae. The record is from RefSeq and is a predicted model, not a curated record.